Acipenser ruthenus (sterlet) is the source of this 1973-nucleotide messenger RNA. Its product is annotated as chemokine XC receptor 1-like. The record is from RefSeq and is a predicted model, not a curated record. Gene Ontology annotation, biological process: chemotaxis; G protein-coupled receptor signaling pathway; immune response. Gene Ontology annotation, cellular component: membrane. The transcript is spliced from 2 exons. NCBI's taxonomy places the organism in Eukaryota, Metazoa, Chordata, Actinopteri, Acipenseriformes, Acipenseridae. Bases 57 to 1181 code for a protein of 374 amino acids. Gene Ontology annotation, molecular function: chemokine receptor activity.
GAAGUCUUCCGUUUUAAUCAGACGUUCAACAGACCAGAGACGUGAGAAUCACAGGAAUGCAGACCACCACAGAGUAUAUCCUGAACACAUCUUACACAGACGACUAUGAAAAUGACUAUAAUGGAGGCAUAGUAUUACUUUGUGAAUAUGAUUUACAUGCAUUUGUUGGAAUAUUCACCUCAGUAUUUUAUUGCCUCGUCUUUACCCUCAGUGUAUUGGGGAAUGGUUUGGUUUUGUGUGUGCUUCUGAAAUAUGAGGAUAAAAAGAAGGUAAUAAACAUUUUCAUUCUAAACUUGGCCAUCUCUGACCUGGCACUGACUUUCUCUCUCCCAUUCUGGGCAGUAUAUCAUUCAUACAAUUGGAUCUUUGGAGACUUUAUGUGCAAACUCUUGAGUGGAAUGUACUUUAUUGGCUUCUACAGCUGUAUGAUGUUUCUAAUGGUGAUGACUAUCCACCGUUACCUGACAGUGGUUCAUAAUGUAUCUACUACUAAGACAAGGAGAACAUGGUAUGCCUGGUUGGCAAGUGCUACAGUUUGGGUUAUCAGUAUAUCAGCUUCUAUCAGAGAAAUGGUCUUCUCUGCCACCCAAGAGGAUAAUCAAGGAACCAUGUGUGAAGACACUUACAGCAAUGGAAAAAUAUCAAAUUUUGUAGGAUAUUGUAUACAAUUGUUUUUUUUCUUUUUACUUCCAUUUUCCAUCAUUAUGUACUGCUACUGCAGAAUUGUAAUGACUGUUGUUGCUUGUAGAACAAAGACGAAAUACAAUGUUAUUAAAUUUAUAUUUAGCAUUGUUGUGACAUUCUUUGUUUGUUGGGCCCCCUAUAACCUAAUCCUUUUUCUUAGGUCUCUUCAUGAGCUUGGAGUUGCUCAAUUGACGGGUUGUGAUGUCGAAAAAAAAAUGAAUUACUCCUUCUAUAUCUGUCGCAACAUAGCUUACUUCCACUGUUGUCUCAAUCCUUUGUUUCAUCUCUUUGUUCAAAACUUGAGAAGAAAUUUGUCCAGAUUAAUUUGCAAUACCCCCAUGCAGGGAACAGUGAGGAAGCACCAUAACAGUAUUCAAAGUAGCUCAAAUUGCAUUAAUAAAGCCACAUUGGUCCAUGAAGGAAUCUGCAUGUCAUCUCCUUUACAAAUAAAUGUCAGCAGAGCUAGUAAUGUAGAGGAAGGUUCAAGCUUUGUCUAAAAACAGAGAAAAUAAAACUGUCAGGCGAUAUGUUUUGUUCUUUUACUGUGAUUUAUUGUUUUGUAUGUUUACAUUUUGUGUUAAAAUGGACUUGUUUUAAAUAAUAGUAGCAUGUUUCCGGCUUUAUGAACCAAGUGUAAACCUCUCUUGUGUAUACAAUUUAGUAAAUAUAUUGUACAAACUUACCAGGCAAACAAAAAAUUGUAAUUUGUUAUAUUUGGCUUUGUACUACAAGGUUAAUAACUUAAAUACAAAUUUGUAUUAAGAAACAUAGUCAAUUUUCUUGCAUAUAUUUACAAAGCCUUUUAUUAUAUUUAUCCACUUUUGAAAUUCAUAUGACUAGAGCAGCUCAAAGCUUUGAUGUAACAUUAAUAACAAUAGGGCAGCAGAGUGGAGUAGUGGUUAGGGCUCUGGACUCUUGACUGUAGGGUUGUGGGUUCAAUCCCAGGUGGGGGACAUUGCUGCUAUUCCCUUGAGCAAGUAAAAACCCAACUGUAUGAAUGGGUAAUUGUAUGUAAAAAUAAUGUGAAAAAAAUAAUGUAAUUGUAUGUAAAAAUAAUGUGAUAUCUUGUAACAAUUGUAAGUCGCCCUGGAUAAGGGUGUCUGCUAAGAAAUAAAUAAUAGUGUUGCUACAACUGUUUAAAUAACAUACCUGUCAUUUUUCUUUUCAUUGUUAACAUCCUGACCACUUUUUUCCACUUAAAACUUUAAAGUCUGUUUCAAAGCUCUUUUCAAAAUGGCCGCUCUAGUGCACUGAUAACACUAUGUAACACAAUUUUUGUUCCUGGGUAG